This is a messenger RNA of Aspergillus affinis, 2955 nucleotides long. RefSeq lists its product as uncharacterized. Gene Ontology annotation, molecular function: S-adenosylmethionine-dependent methyltransferase activity. Lineage: Eukaryota; Fungi; Ascomycota; Eurotiomycetes; Eurotiales; Aspergillaceae. Bases 1 to 2955 code for a protein of 984 amino acids. The record is from RefSeq and is a predicted model, not a curated record. The transcript has a single exon.
AUGGCAUCCGAGUCAGUUCGUUUGGCUAGAUGUCCGCCUCCUCGGCAGGGCCGAGGGACGAGGCUGAAUACCAUCAUUGAAGACUCGCGCGAGGCUCAAUUCUCAGAAAAGGCCGAGCCCAGUCCUCCGCCCUCUGGGAUGGUCAGUCGAGCACCGCCCUUGAAAUUGAGAACCACGGGUCUUCAACCGCCUUCGAGGCUGAAUCGUGUUUGGUCGCCCUUGUCCACAGGUUCUUUAUCGUCCUGCUCGGAUACGGAAUGGCAGCAUCAGAUGCGGAAUUUCGAUGAUCUAUACGAUGCCACUGAUGACGAUUCAGACAUGAGUGACGAUUGUACAUCAUUUGCAAGUUCCAGACCGACAAGUCUCACGACCCCUACGACCAGAAAUUCAAUAAUAUCCCCAGUUAGUCGCAAGCGGUAUCCGAGUCUCACCAUUCCGUCGCCAACCUUCUCGUCACUGAACGGUGCCCCUAAAAGCUCGCCGGUUCCGCCCACUCCGCCACCGAAGAUACCGGUCUCCCCAGCGGCCUUGUCAAUGCUAGGUCAUUCGGUACCCGCCGUGCAUGCUCCGCCCUCCCUGGAUGGCAGUGUCUCAUCGGAUCAGAUCUCGAACAUCAGCGCUCCAGCGACUCCAGACCUGCAGUCUCUUCCCGACAGUGAAUGGAACGCUCGGGAGAUCCAUGUCCAACCGGACAUCGAGGAGACAGACAAUGUGGACAUGCAGCAUCCCGAGUCCGACUCUGAGAUCCAGAACAUCGAAAUUGCAAUUGAAAAUGUCGAAGAAGAUUGGCAGCAAGUUUUGGGGAGGUUUCCUCAAAUUCCCGGCCAAGCAACGCCAACCUCUCGCCAUUUCCCGCCCGAACCUACACGGGAAGACACGCCGUCAGAUGGAGGACUGUUCCUCCCUGAAGAUGCUCUGGCAACGUUGAGACAUAUUACGCUUGAUGGGACGCCAGAUCCUUGGUCAGAGACCUCCGAGGGCAAUGAAGAGAUGUGGCAGAUCGAGACCCCCGAACGACCUCGCAGCGCUGAUGACGCAACUCCGGCUUCAGAUAUAUCUGGGUACAGCUUUAGUAGGCUCAGUAUACCCUCGCCCGGUGGUUUCUUCUCAUCCCUCGGAGCUCGAGCUCGCCACACCUGGUCGAUUCCAAAGGGGUAUAGGCCUCCCACGUCGGCCACUGCCGAAAGCUUUUACAACAUACCUUUCGGCCGGACCGAAGGGGAAGUUGUUGAGCAGGUAGUCGAGUGCAAUCGACGUUUGACCGAAGAGCAACUGACGGCUGUAUACGACCCGCCGACUGCCAUCCGGAUCCCUUCUGAGAACGCCGAUGAGCCGCUGGAACAUCCGGAGAGUCCAGCCAGCGAUGUCGUGGAUGGAGUGCAUGAGAUUGUCAGACCUGAGACCUUAUGCGAGGACGAUGAACAAGAUGAGAACUACGAAAGCGAACUGAAGAAGAAGUCAAUGGCAAGCCUAGACAGAACUAGUGUCUGGCUAGCCGCGCAGGCUUCCUACCUUGCUGCUCUUCGCGAAACCAAUCCCGUCAACGCCCUAGAUAUCGAAACCAAUGCUCAGCUUGAUGACCAUGGAAUUGACAAGGAUACUGCUGCUGCCGCCGAAGAAACUCAACAGAUCAGCCGAAAAAGAUCUGUUAGGUUCGCCGAGGAUACUCCCGAGGCACCCAGCUCUGGACCAUCUGCCACGGCAAGCAGGGACUCGAUUUAUUGGCGAGGUUUCCAGUUCAUUCGCCAACAGUCAAACAAUCGGGAUACUUUUGUCCAUCGCAACACACGUUUUGACGCUGUCCAGUCUAUUCGACUUGGUUUGACAAAUGUCCACACCAGAUCUUUGUUGGGUAAUUACGAGCUCGUCCGCCCCGAACGUCCAGCUUACAAGGGGCCAUUUUCACAAGCUCCCCGCAACUCGGUCAUUGCCUCGGUCUUGUCGGAAAAGGCGCAAUUUUCUAUGCUGGAGAAAGAGCAAAUGGUCCUUUCCCAAAUUAGUCAAUCUAUGUGGGCCAUGGAUGCUCUGAGAUAUCUCAAUGGCGGUAGCUUGAUUGCUAGUCCUGCCGCAAAGCGCCUUUCGCGACCCUCCACUUCCACAAAGACUCCGCAAGGUUCUGGUACCCGCCGCCUUAGAGUCUUAGACCUAGGAGGACAUGCUUCUUGCGAGUGGGCAUGGCAGUGCGCUCAUGACUAUCCCAAUGUCAAGGUCUACACUGCGUUCACCGAACACCAGGCGGUCAAUCAAGGCAUCAAAGGCCCCUCAAAUCACCAACCGGUGUCUGUCUCAUGCCUUUGGAAACUACCUUUCCCUGACAAUAAGUUUGAUGUGAUUUCCGCUCGCUCCCUUCCUGCCCUACUGAAAACAGAGCAUCCGUCAGGUGAAAAUCUGGACGAGUAUGACCUUUGUCUCAAGGAAUGUUACCGUUGCCUCAAGCCUGGCGGUGUAUUGGAAUUCUUUGUUAUGGAUGCAGAAAUCUCACGAGCCGGUCCAUCCGCUUCCGCUACGUCGGUCGAAUUCGCUUUCAAUCUAAAGACUAGAGGCUACGACCCAACGCCUACGAAGAAGUUCCUCAACCGUCUGCGAAUGGGGAAGUUUGUCGGCACCAAGCGUGCCUGGAUGUUCCUGCCAAUGGGUACUGAGCCGACCAAGCCCCAAGUGCCCAGAGAGACUCCUGAACCUCGCGUGAAGAGUCAAAUCGAUGAGUACGAGGCGGUCCACGGUCCAAUCGGCAGUACAACCGAUGUCGCCAGUGUCACUGGGUUAUUUGGUGGCUGGAUAUGGGAACAGUGGCUUCUGAAACUUCAGGUCGAGAUGGGCCGCGAACAGCACAAGCUGCUUGAAGGCAUUGGAAGUGUAUUUGAUGAAGGCCGCAAGAAUGGUGCCGGCUGGUCUUGCUUGUCGGGCUGGGCCAUGAAGCCAAAACCGAAGCGGAGGACGCAACAGCACUGUUAG